AUGAAGUUGAGCUCGAUGAAGAGCUUGAAAUCGGCGCCGGAACCGAGGAAGAUGGAGGUGAUGAGCUCGAUGGCAGGAUUGAUGAGCUCGACGGCACUACGGUCGAGCUUGAGGCUGAAACUACAGUCGAGCUCGAUGAUGGUGAAGGUGUCGGUGUUGGUGUUGGAGUGGGACUGGGUGUAUCUGGAGGCGCAUCACCACACCGGCCAUACUGUGGCUGACAUCCUACAAUUAUCCCGCAAUGUCUGCGGAAUUCAGUAUUUGCCUUCAGACUUGAAGGUAAGUGACGCUUACUCAGGAUCUGUCCCGCAAUAA
This is a messenger RNA of Parastagonospora nodorum SN15, 315 nucleotides long. RefSeq lists its product as hypothetical. The transcript is spliced from 2 exons. The record is from RefSeq and is a predicted model, not a curated record. The coding region runs from base 1 to 315 and encodes 104 amino acids. NCBI's taxonomy places the organism in Eukaryota, Fungi, Ascomycota, Dothideomycetes, Pleosporales, Phaeosphaeriaceae.